GAUUACUUUAGGAACGUUCGUAAUUUUGGAAACGUUGGAUAACUGCCGUAAAGUGCCAGUAGAGGGGCACUCGAUUAAGUAGAGUCUUGGAGACUUUUGAGGUUAUAAAAGGCGUUUUGGAAGAAAGUAACGGCAGUAUCGAAGGCUAGACUCUCUUGUAGCAACGUGAAAGGAUCUUCCUCAUCAGGGAAUACACAGAUAUGAAAUUGGUUAUGUGAGAAGCACGACGUUCUCGCGAGUGAAUUCUAUGUCAAUAACAUGUCGGUUCCAAAUAUCGUUAGGGUAAUGCGGGUGCAUAGGCUGGCAGAUUUGGAUGUCUGACAAAUAUUUAUGAAUGUAUGGGAUGAUUUAUUAAUAUUUACGGUUGAACAUGGUGAAGGAGAAGCCAAAUUCAAUCCGUAUCUACGAUUCGGAGGGUUAUAGGCGCAGAGCUGCAUGCAUCUGCGUCAAGAACGAUCUCGAGGAUGAGGUUCUUCUGGUCACAUCCAGUCGAAGGCCUGAUAGUUGGAUUGUACCUGGUGGAGGUGUAGAGCCUGAGGAAGAACCAGCAGUUACUGCACUUCGAGAAGUCAGAGAGGAGGCUGGUGUUCUAGGACAAUUGGGUCGUUGUCUUGGCAUAUUUGAGAAUGUGGAACACAAGCAUAGAACACAGGUAUGGGUAAUGCGGGUAACCGAAGAGCUGCCAGAAUGGGAAGAUUCACGUGCUAUCGGUCGGAAACGGAAAUGGUUCUCUAUACCAGAGGCUCUGCUUCAACUGGCAAAGCACAAGCCCGUCCAGCGCUCGUAUUUACAUAGCCUCCACAAUACUAAUCCACGGCAUAAUCCUAAUAUUCCACCAUCUCACCAACUAUUCAAGUGAUAAAUAUUUCUAGCAACAAUAUCCAUUUUAAUAAACACAGUUAAUAUCACACGCCACUCAUUUGCAAAAGCAAAUGUCAUUGAGAUUUGAUCUAUUUGCUGCUACUUUACCUCUUCUCCUAAAGGGAUUACAAUUAUUAUCAUUGUAUUUUAUACGUAAAAUAAUAUUAUACUUACUGUCCUUAUUAUUAUGUUUAUUCAUAUAGAUUGUGUUAAUAAACUGGUCCAUAAAGGAGCAGUUUCACUAAUUUGAUUUCCUAUUGUUGAUGAAAAUUUUAUAAUAAAACAUUCUAAGGAUUUUUGAGUUACAAGUUUAGUAAGUAUAUGAUCUGCAUAUAUAAAGUUCAUGUAUUUUCUUAUCGUUAAUUGAUACAUACACACACAUACAUACAUACAUACACACACACAUACAUCCAAAUGUGUGUGUACAUAUUUCAUACAUGUAUAUAUUCGAUAUAUACCAAAACGCGCGGUAUAUGAUAUAAAAUACUUAAUGUACAUUUAUUACAUUAUGUGUUUAUUUUGAUGUACACCAUAGCACAAGUAUCAUGUAAAUAAUUAGGAUUUUUGAAUGUAUUAUAGAAUCUGAAUUAAAAUAUUUCAUAACAAA
This is a messenger RNA of Vespula pensylvanica (western yellowjacket), 1468 nucleotides long. It is a transcript of the gene Aps, whose product is annotated as diphosphoinositol polyphosphate phosphohydrolase 1. The transcript is spliced from 3 exons. Gene Ontology annotation, cellular component: nucleus; cytoplasm. Gene Ontology annotation, molecular function: endopolyphosphatase activity; bis(5'-adenosyl)-pentaphosphatase activity; bis(5'-adenosyl)-hexaphosphatase activity. The record is from RefSeq and is a predicted model, not a curated record. Gene Ontology annotation, biological process: diphosphoinositol polyphosphate metabolic process; diadenosine hexaphosphate catabolic process; adenosine 5'-(hexahydrogen pentaphosphate) catabolic process. Lineage: Eukaryota; Metazoa; Arthropoda; Insecta; Hymenoptera; Vespidae. Bases 371 to 859 code for a protein of 162 amino acids.